AUGGCAGAUGCGGUGUUCAAUUGGUACAAGAAUGGGGGCACAGCAGAACCUGGUACUAAGAGAAGUGAAACUACUCUGCAAGCCAAAAAACAUCUUUCUUCCAUGGGUUGGGUUUUUUGGUAUGCUCAAAAGAACGGAAGACAAGAGUUACGAUAUCAGUCACCGCAAGGCAAGGUUUACUAUACACUCAAAGCUGCCUGCAAAGGUUACAUCGAUGAAACAUCCGGGGCCGAGGGAGGAGGAGGAAUGGCCGUGGCCGUGGCUGCUGACUUGGAGCCCAAGAAACCCUUGAAAAGAAAGAGUUUAACUCAAGAAAAUCCAGCUUUCCCUAAAUCUCUUCCAUUAAAAUCCCUGCAGCCACCCAAAAGAGGGAAGAAGGUGAGAAAACAAGAAAAUCAAGCCAAGGUGAUCAAACGAGCGAGUAUUAGAAUACGAGAGGAUCCUGUUCCGAAUUCAUCUCAUCGUAACCCAAGAACUGUUCUCUCUUGGUUGAUAGACAACAAUGCGGUUUCGAUUUUGGCGAAAGUGUAUUACCGGAAUAAGGCAGGGAAUCCAUUGAUGAGAGGAAGGAUAACUCGUACUGGGAUUCAAUGUGACUGUUGUUUCAGGGUAUUUGCUCUCACCGCCUUUGAGGCUCAUGCGGGUAGUACCAACCAUAGGCCGGCUGCUAAUAUAAUCUUGGACGAUGGCAGUGGCAGGUCUCUUUCUGAUUGUCAAAGGCAAGUUCAUGAUUCAAUGAUGACAAUCCCCACAUCUGCGAAGAAGGACGAUUUGAAUCCACAUGGGAGUGAUGAUGUUUGCUCUGCUUGUUGCGAUGGGGGAGAGUUAAUUUGCUGUGAUCGUUGCCCUUCUGCUUUCCAUGUCAAUUGCGUGGGCCUCAAGGAAGUUCCAGAUGGUGACUGGUUUUGCCCCUCCUGCUGUUGUGGCAUUUGUUGUAUUGGAACUGUAAGUGAUGAUGAUAAUUUUCUUGCUUGUCAACAAUGUGAGUGUAAAUUUCACAUUGGAUGCCUCAAGUUGAAGGAAUCAAAUGAACUGGCUGGGAAAAACAACUGGUUUUGCAGCCAUAGCUGUGAAAACAUCUUUUCCGGCCUGCGAAAUCUUACUGGAAAACCGAUUCUAGUGGGGAACAAUCUGACCUGGACAUUGUUGAAGUCGAAGGCAAGCUCUAACGGCGACGGCUAUACUGAUUGCCCCGAUGGCCUGGAUUCUUGUGCAGAGAAUCACAGAAAGUUGAAUAUUGCACUGGAUGUGAUGCAUGAAUGUUUUGAGCCUAGUAAGGAUUCUUACACAGGGAGAGAUCUGGUCAAAGCUGUGAUUUUCAGCCAAGGGUCGAAGCUGAAACGAUUGAAUUUCAAAGGAUUCUAUAUUGCGGUUCUGGAGGAAAACGAUGAUCUGGUUUCCGUGGCUACCAUAAGGGUACAUGGUGACAUUGUGGCCGAAAUGUCCCUUGUUGCUACCAGGUUCAGCCACCGCCGCCGCGGCAUGUGUCGAGCAUUGGUGGAUGAACUUGAAAAGAAUCUAGCCAAACUGGGGGUGCAGAAGCUAAUUUUACCCGCCGUGCCUGCUGCAGUCGACACAUGGGUUAAUGGUUUCCGGUUUUCUCACAUGACAGGCGACGAGAGAUCGAAGCUUCUGCAAUAUACUUUACUAGACUUUCAGGGAAGCAUAAUGUGCCAAAAACCCUUGAAAACUGAGUUGUGA
Gossypium raimondii (Peruvian cotton) is the source of this 1701-nucleotide messenger RNA. RefSeq names its product increased DNA methylation 1. The transcript has a single exon. Bases 1 to 1701 code for a protein of 566 amino acids. Gene Ontology annotation, molecular function: transcription corepressor activity; acyltransferase activity, transferring groups other than amino-acyl groups. The record is from RefSeq and is a predicted model, not a curated record. NCBI's taxonomy places the organism in Eukaryota, Viridiplantae, Streptophyta, Magnoliopsida, Malvales, Malvaceae. Gene Ontology annotation, biological process: negative regulation of DNA-templated transcription.